Molecule: messenger RNA, 1466 nt
Organism: Nymphaea colorata (pocket water lily)
Lineage: Eukaryota; Viridiplantae; Streptophyta; Magnoliopsida; Nymphaeales; Nymphaeaceae
Exons: 2
Coding region: 538-1158 (206 amino acids)
Source: RefSeq, a predicted model, not a curated record
GGAGUUAAAUUUAUAAGAGAGAAGUUGGGUUUCAUUUUUCUUGAGCUCCUUGAAGAGCCAAGCCUGGUGGUGGUUUCCGCCGGUUGCUGCUAAUGUGGUGGUGGUCCGCCUUGUCCCCUUGCUCUUGCGCCCCACCCUGACUAUGGUGACAGCUCGCCUUCCUGUAAAUUAUGGAAUAAUUGAUUCAGUGGUGGUGUCCUCUUCUUCCCCUUUUUCUUUCUUCACUUCCCCAGUUUUCAAGAAAGACCCAAAUUUGGCUCCUUCUUCCCCCACAUUCUAGAGAGAGAGAGAGAGAGAGAGCAACAUCUGAGAAAUUUGAUGCUGCUAGCAGUGGCAGGAAGUGGGAAUCCUUUGUUUCUUUCUCAUCUUAGAUAGAGGGAAAGAGAGAGUACCAACAUCAAAUGUGAGAAUUGAUGCUGUCUGAGAUGCUGUGUGCAGUAGAUAGGGCGUUCGUAUCGUCUGCGACUUUACCAUUUUAGAGAGAGAGAGAGAGAGAGAGAGAGAGAGAGAUCCCCAACAUCAGAUGCGAGAAGUGUGAUGCUUUUAGCAGUGGAAGGCGGGUUCAUCUCCUCGUCGGCCUCUGGCUAUUCCAAGGGUCUCGCCUUCCUGCUCUUCGGGAUCGGCGGGGAGAGAGAUGAGAGAUCCAUGAGGGUGUCUCCCUGGAGCCACCACUAUCAGCUGGUACACAAGGACAUCAAACCCGAACCCUCGCUGGCUCCGCGCAAGAACGGCGCCAGGACCCACCGGGGUUGCGCCUCAUUCCUCUGCUUCCGCCGCCCCUCAACGGGCAUCGAUGGUGCUUCGCCUCUCAAGGUCGAGCCCGUUGCUCAGCAGGACGGCCCGUCCGUCUCCCCAUCUGGAGGGAACUCCGGCGAAGUCCCCAACGGGAUCGGCGGCCCACAGGGCGUGAAGGUCUUUCUCAAGAGCAGUCUGAAGAAGCCAUUGGAGGAUGGUGAUGGCGGCGCUUCUAAGGAGGAGAGGGAGGUGGAGAAUGAGAGUUCAGUAGUGGGUACCGCUGUGAAGAGGAAAGUUCAGUGGACAGACGGUUGCGGCCGGGAGCUCACUGAGAUCCGGGAAUUCGAACCAAGUGAAGCAGGGGAAUCAGGGGAUGAAGGAGAUGAUGAAAACGGCCGAAGUUGCAGUUGUAUCAUACAGUGAAUCCGUCUGAGCUAAAGCUUGGAGUUUUAAGUCAAACCACCAUCACUUUCUCUGGUACCGCGAUAGAUGACCGUUCGAAUUCACAAACCAAAUCACGUUGAUAUUUUUGUCACGGCAAUCCAUCAGAUUGACAUGGGUAAUAUCUGGUUGAUGGUGCCUUAACAACGUGACUUUUUGGAAUGGGAGAGAGAAGGGUGGGUACGUAUUUGUACAAGUGUAUUUCAUCUAUUGUCCAUUAGUAUAUUGUCUGAUUUCAGUUCUGGAUAUAUCAGUGUGUUCCUCCUUUAUUAUAUCUGUCAUUCUCUCUC